CGGCAUGAAGUGAGCUUCCCACGGCUAAUUUUAGAUAAAAUAAUUCAAAAUUAUAUAAUAAAAGAUUUUUAAAAAAUUUUAAUUGAAAAAAUGACUGAAAGAAUUGAGUAAUGGGAAAGGACAGGGCCCAUUGAUGUCAAACGAGCUGGAAAUUCAUGGGACUGCAAGCAAUCUGAUUGAAACAGUAGCCAUAGAGGCCGAAUGGAAUGAUGGAGAAAAGAAAAAGUCAAUCGUCUCUUUAAAAUACACCAAUGUUAUUUCAGACGAGUCUCAACUAUCAUCAGGAGACAUCUGCAGGAUUUGUCACAUGGGUGGUUUCCCAGCGGCAACAGUAUCACGUCCCUUAUGGGAGUGGCCAAAGCAACAACAGCCCCACCAAAAUGAUAGCCAGACAUCCACUCUGUCCUCAUACGCUUAUCUUGGGCCCUUGAUAUCAGCUUGCAAGUGUCGUGGUACAGUUGCACUUGUUCAUGUCGAGUGUCUAGAGAGGUGGCUGACCGAGUCUGGUCAUGCCAGAUGCGAGCUCUGCGGCUACAAGUACCUCACCAAGAAGGUACCGAGACACGGGAUGUGUAGGAGCGUAUGGAUCUGGUUCAAUACCGUCAUUGCAACACGACAGGUUCUCCUGGAUUUUCUUUAUCUUCUGGUGACAACUCCUCUGGCUUUGUUCUCAAUAUACAUCUGUGCCCUCGCCCUUCGUCUAAUCAUCGACAGUGGCUUCAACGAAAUUCCCUGGAUGAUCGUCGCCAUGCUCCCUACCUGUUCUUUAACCCUAAUAGCUUACUGGAGUUGGUUGGUGACGUUAGGCAGGUACAUUAACAGGCUCCAUGGGAGACGCUGGCACAGAUUCUGGAGGGAUAACUUUGUCGUGAGACUUCUACCCGACAAUUCGGCUAACAGGGACGACUCCAACGCUUAUCUUCAGGAGAAUGAACUCGAUGAUUUUCUACAAAUGAAUUUUUAAUUCAUUUCAAUUCUCUUAUCUCACCUCGUGGGUGGUUUGUUUGAACAAAAGGGGGAAGAUUAAUUUCGUGCCAGCUGCUGUAUUUUCAAUCGGUUAAGAGCGGAUGUUGUGCGUGAUUCAAAUCAUUCCUGGAUACCCGUAGAGUUGUUGAAGUUGUUGGUGGAUUCAAAUUGGCUCUGGUUAAGUGAACUCCGGCGUCAUGCUACAACGAUGAUGUACGCCUGACAAGCGGCACAAGUACACGAUACCAGGCAUUAUCGUGCAUUAACAUGUUAAGUGAUCAUAAGCCGGGGAAACGAUCAUGAAGGUUCUCAAUCUUCUUCAGCUGUUGAUAAAAGGUUUAGUAGGUUAGUUGGUAUUUAUGGGUUUUUAGUGAGGCAUUGAAUUGGAUGAAACGAUCAAAUCCUUAAUUGUACGAUGAUAAAUGUCGAUGA
This is a messenger RNA of Diachasmimorpha longicaudata, 1398 nucleotides long. RefSeq names its product E3 ubiquitin-protein ligase MARCHF3-like. Gene Ontology annotation, molecular function: zinc ion binding; ubiquitin-protein transferase activity. The record is from RefSeq and is a predicted model, not a curated record. The transcript has 6 exons. Bases 134 to 964 code for a protein of 276 amino acids. NCBI's taxonomy places the organism in Eukaryota, Metazoa, Arthropoda, Insecta, Hymenoptera, Braconidae. Gene Ontology annotation, biological process: protein ubiquitination.